Penicillium riverlandense is the source of this 3765-nucleotide messenger RNA. RefSeq lists its product as uncharacterized. The coding region runs from base 1 to 3765 and encodes 1254 amino acids. Gene Ontology annotation, biological process: DNA-templated transcription; regulation of DNA-templated transcription. NCBI's taxonomy places the organism in Eukaryota, Fungi, Ascomycota, Eurotiomycetes, Eurotiales, Aspergillaceae. Gene Ontology annotation, molecular function: DNA-binding transcription factor activity, RNA polymerase II-specific; FAD binding; zinc ion binding. The transcript is spliced from 17 exons. The record is from RefSeq and is a predicted model, not a curated record.
AUGCCACUGUUUCGCAUCGUCAUUGUCGGAGGUGGCAUCGCGGGCUUCACGGCUGCUAUUGCUUUGCGUGGGAGCAACAGACAAAUCACAGUGCUGGAGCAGUCGAGCCUGAACAAGGAGAUCGGUGCCUUGAUUUCGCUGCAACCAAAUGCUUCACGAAUAAUAGAAUCAAAAUGGGGCCUGAAAAAAGAACUGCGCCGUGCCCGAGAGAUGGUGGAUCAAGGUUUUCGCAUUUACGACACAGAUGGGCAGCUUGUGAAAACCGUGCCGUUGUUGACAAAGACGGAGUACGGGGCAGACCGUCUCCUAUUCCAUCGGAAGGACCUUCAUGAGACCUUGAAGGAAGCUGCUAUGUCUCCAGAGAGUAGUGGGAAUCCGGUUGUAGUGCGGACUGCAUCACGGGUUGUCAACUGCAACCCAGAAAAUGGAACAGUGACUCUAGAGGAUGGAGAUGUUGUCAGAGGUGAUCUCAUCAUUGGGGCAGACGGGAUACAUAGUGUACUUCGCAAACACGUUCUAUACGAAGACUCUUUGCCCAUGCCAACUGGUCAUUCCGCUUAUCGCCUUAUGAUACCAACGCACGUCCUGGAAGAGCAUGAACCAUCUUUCUGCGAGAAAAUCAACCCGCGUGAUCCUUUUACAUCAAUGAUGAUUGCGCAUAAUUGUCGCUUGAUUAUGGGUCCCGGUAGACAAGGUGAAGUGUUCGGGAUUGUUGCUUUGGUGCCGGACGAUGAUAUGAGCGAGGAUCCUCAAGCAAAGCAGUCCUGGGUCUCAGAGGGAGACUUGAUGAAAAUGCUGGAGACUUUUGCCGAGUUCCCUGUCUGGGUGACCGACAUCUUCAAACACUCGGCAGACAUUGGGCUGUGGCAGCUGCGUGAUCUUGAUCCGCUCAAGACGUGGCACCGUGGCCGCGUCAUUCUCAUUGGAGAUGCAGCCCAUGCAAUGCUUCCCACACAGGGCCAAGGGGCUAGCCAGGCAAUCGAGGACGCUGAAGCAUUGGGGGCCUUUUUUGAAGAUAUCGACAAGCCGCCGUCCCAAGACGUACUUGAAAAGAUUCUAGGGGAUGUUUUCCACGCCCGUUAUUCCCGAGUGAGCUUAAUUCAAGCUUAUAGCCGGCAGGCAGCCAAGCCUGGGACAACCAAGGGAGAUAAAGCAAUCACUAUACCCCGCGACGCUCUCUACGGAGCAAGACACCCGGAGGCCACCACUGUCCCCAUUGUGACAAGGCAUAUGAACGCCCUGAUCAUCUGGUCCGCCAUCUCGAUUCCCGGUGAAGAUCGCAAUGAGCGUACCUACCAGUGCCAUACUUGCCAACGUGGUUUCAACCGCAGGGAUGUGCUCCAGCGCCACCAGGUGGUGCAUGAGAGAGAUGCCGCAGAAAGCACGUCAACCGCCAAGCGCCCGAGAGAACGUGCGAUCGAAGCCUGUGAGGCCUGUGCAACUGCAAAGCUGAGCUGUGACAACGAUCGGCCGUGCAAGCGAUGCCAGACAAAGGACAUUACCUGUGUCCCGAGGACUAGCCGGACGCAUAAUACGAACCAUCUGUCACGGUCGCUACUUGGGCCGCCGUGCUCACCAUUCGACCAUGACCAUGGCGAGCUCACGACGAUAACCACCACCCCGGAGUCAGGCCCAUCUGAACCCAGCGCUCCACGAGCAUCAGCCCAAUAUUCGGGGAGUAGCCACGAGCUAUACGGCUCUAAGCUAGCACAUUACGAGCUGGCCAUGGAUCCAUUCUUAGCCCAGGAAGGGCUGCAGGUCUAUCCAGCCCUGAAUAGUUUUCCGGCCUUUUUUGAGCAAGUCAUGCUACCAAGUGUGGAAUUUGAUGGCGUACCGCAAGGGACACAGCAGCCUCGCAGUGUGUUUGACUUCAUGCAGGACACUGACUUCACAUUUUCUGACUCUGAUUUGUUUGGGACGGACUUCAUCCCAGAUCUCGAUCGAAUUCUUGACACUCGGAUGCCCUUCUCUACAAUUGAACAUACCCAAGACACCAUGUUGGAUGUCCAUGAAUCAGCCAGACGACGUGUGGAGGCUUUCCAGCGUUCAAUCUGGCUCUGGGUGCCGGAAAAGAACCAGAAUGCGUUCAGCGAAGAGGGAAGGAUCCCACUGAGGGACAGCGAUCGUAUUCCAUCCGACCACCAAACUCGUCUCGAGGCACUGAAUAUACCCGGCAAACUAUCUGUGCACGCACGCGACGAUAUCUUCAAGCUUGUAAUCAGGACAGCGGGAUCGCAACUAUCAGUCUCGUCGUUUCCGUCCGCGGAGUACUUGGACACUCUGAUCAAAAUCGGUAUUGGCAAACGCACUGAAACAGAUGCAUGGAUUCAUCCAUAUACAUUUUACGAUCAGCAGAUCCGACCCGAGCUGCUGACGGCUCUGGUGGCAGCGGGGUGUGUUUGCUGUGGAUUGCCGUCCAUCAACAAGACUGGUAUCAUUCUUCAGGAAAUUACGAGGGUGGAAGAUGACAAUAGCGUCCUCCGAGAUCUACAGUACAUGCAAGCUUCGAUGUUGUGGCUCGACAUUGGUAUAUUCUGUGGCUAUAAACGCAAGAUGCAGAUUGCAGAAAGCUAUCUCCAGCCACUAUGCACGACGCUUCGACGCGCUGCUAUAUUCGAUCGAUCCACAUACUCUGUUAUCACGCCGUACUUGGUGGGCGACGAUGAGGAAUCACUGCAAAAAGUGUGGCACGAAUGGGUGCGGCAAGAGUCUCUGAAAAGAUUGGUGUAUCACCUCUUUGGUCACGAUAUUGAAGUCGCCAUGGCGAUGCAGCGCCCGGCAAUCAUCUCGUAUGCUGAACUCACGCUUCCAUUUCCAGCUGCCCGCGAUUUGUGGCUGGCACCCACGGCGGCUGCAUGGAAGGACAUCUGGACAGCAAGGUAUCAUGCGGUGAAAACUACCGAGUUGAGUCUGAGAGAUCUAUUGUCAGACCCAUCGCUUACCACGCAUGUUACCGUUGAGCAUGAUUGUGAAAUUAGCAGAUCUGCACUACUUGAUGGCUUGGCUAGUCAGGUAUGGGAAUUCCGACAGCAAAUGAUGCUCUCUCAGGGACAUCAAUCCGGGCCCCGUGCCACAACGCAGCUCUGGCUACAAAGUAGACAAGAAGACCUUUAUACUACUCUCAAAACUGUCCAGGCAGAAUCGCUCAACCCACCGGCUGUCACUACCCUACUACAGGAGUUCAUCAUGAUGUACUUGCAUGUGGACGUAGAUGCCAUCCAACGAUUUGUAGGUAAGUUGGGAGAGCUGGAUGCACGUCGCGCAUAUCCUGGCCUGAGAGAUUGGAGUCGCACCAAGGGAGCUCGAACCAGCAUUUGGCAUGCCGGCCAAGUUCUCCGUGCCGCUCGCUCUGUGAGCGCAUACCAGCUGCGCGGGUUUGACUCACUUGCUAUUUACCACUCGGCCUUGGUCCUAUGGGUAUACGGUUUACUUAAAUGUGGCGAGACACGACGAUUGGAAAUGAGUACACCAAUGAGCGAGACUGAUGGGGCGCCUUUAGUGGCAUUAGAUGGACCAGAACACCAGGCCACAAGAGCAUUCUUAGGUCAUGACCAUGGUCGACCGGGCUUGACGAUGUACCAGUAUCGCAACGGGCAAGAAGGCGAGGUCGAAGUCUUUUGCGAAUUGAGCAAGCCGCGCUCUGUCAUGGCGGUGGCGCGGCAGGUAUUUGAGGGAAAUUGUCCUCGUCCAUUGCCGGACGAUAUACUACCACCAAUUAUCCAAAACCUCUGCGACCUCAUGGAGGAUCUAGGAAACCUGCCGUGA